ACAUUUAUCCGGCAUCUACAAUCCGCACAUUUCAAAAAUAAAAACAAAUUGCUAAAAAAUUUCAUAACUUUUUAAUAUGAACGCAUUAGUAAAAAACCUUUCGUUUCAAUUAAUACGAAAUCAACGACAGUUUCUUUUGCACUGCAGUCGCUUCGCCACAGAUGCUAAAGCUAUUGAAGAUCUGACAAAGAAAAAUAAAGUCGUAGUAUUUAUGAAAGGAAAUCCUGAGGCUCCUAAGUGUGGAUUUUCUAAUGCUGUAGUUCAGAUCAUGCGAAUGCACGGAGUUCAAUAUGAUGCUCACGAUGUUCUUCUCGAUGAUGAUAUUCGACAAGGCGUCAAAGACUUGACAAGCUGGCCAACAAUCCCUCAAGUGUUCAUCAACGGAGAAUUUAUUGGAGGCUGCGAUAUUCUCCUUCAAAUGCAUCAAAACGGUGAACUUAUAGAAGUUCUCGAAAAGACCGCUGGAAUAAAGAGUGCGCUUACAGAUGCCGCACCAAAAGAUGAAAAGAAUUAAAUAAAAAGGAAUGAAAAACAAAUAGCAGCAGUUAAUAGCAUAUUUCAUUUAUUGAAGCUUUAUUUCGCAUUUUGUUAAAUGAUAAUAGUAUAAAAUGAAGGAUAAUAAAUAACAUAUUUUAAGCUGAA
Messenger RNA from Clunio marinus, 642 nucleotides. The record is from the annotation of a GenBank genome assembly. Lineage: Eukaryota; Metazoa; Arthropoda; Insecta; Diptera; Chironomidae.